AUGGAUACUUGGAAAAUCAUUUGUGAGAUGCCUGAUAAGGAAAUAAUUAUGCUUGAUUGUGAACCCUAAAACGUCAAAGAGGAGCUGCAAAAAAAAACUAAUAAAAUAACUUGUGAUUCAAUUAUUCUAGUUGAAAUUUCUGAAACAGAAAACUAGACACCAAAUGGUUUGGGUUAAACAACAGAUAACUAAACAAAAAAUUAAAUUUACUUCAAAGUUUAUGAUGCACAUUAACUUUAAAGAAAUUUGAACGAAACUGAAAGGAUUACGGCUGAGAAAGAAUAAUAAAUUAAAGAGAUAUAGGUUAAAAAUAAUACUCUUGAAAUAGAUCUAAAUAAGAUGAUUAAGAAAAAUAAUAGCCAAGAGUAGACUAUUAUAUAAUUAUAGGAACAAAAUUAAAUAUUAUAAAAUAAGAAUAAAGAAUUGCACAUAGAAGUUAUAUAAAUUACUUCUGAAAAGAACUCAAUUAAUUAAGUGUGGCAAUCAUGUUGUAGUUGUCUGUCCUAACAAAUGUCACAGCUUUGCCUCAAUACUUUGAAUGCUAAUCAAGCUUUUUAGAUGAAGAAUUCAGAAAAUUUAUAAAUUUAGAUUAAAGAUCUAGAAGAUUAAUUAAGAUGUUCAAAAAAAGAGAAAGAUGAACUUAAAUAGUUGUUAUAAUAAGUCAACCAAAAAUUACCAAAAGAUAACAAUAAUAUUGUUAAUUCUGACAAUUCUUCUACUCUUUCAAGUAAAGAGAUUUAUGAAAAGUUAUUGGAGGCUGAAUAUAAGUUAGGUAAUUUAGUUGAAGAAAUGAAAGAAAAAGAAAAAUAGCAUUAUUUGGAUAUAUAAUAAUUAUCUAAAAAUUAUAAAAAUUAAAGCGUUGACAAUGACAUAGUAAAAAUGAAAGCUGAAAAAGAAAAGUAAAUUUAGGAAAUCUAGGAAAUACGUGAUUAGCUUGAAUUAGAAUUAAAUUAGAUAAAUACAAGAUGUAGCGAUCUAGAAUAAAAUAUUUAAUAAUUAUAAGAAGAUAAUUAAUAAUAAUAAAGAGACUAUGAAAUAUAAUUUUAAAAAAAAAAUGAAGAAUUACAGAAUGAAAUGAAUAAAAAGAAUUAAGAAAUAUAGAUAUUAAAUGCAGAGUGGCAAAAUUAUUUUAAUUAGGUGACCACUUAAUGUUAAUAACAAUUUUCACAAGAGAUGCAAUUGGCCACUAAUGCAAACAAUUAAUUAAUUGCAUAAAUAGAUCAUCUUUAAAGAGAACUUGGAGAGGAAUAAUUAAAUUCAAAAGCUGAGACAGGUAAACUAAAAUAAUAUGUAAAAUCAGAAAGGGAAAAAUUAGAAAUGUCUAAAGACAAUGUUGAAUAAUUAGAAAAUACCGUUACAUCGUUAAAUGAUAAAAUUAAAAAGUUAGAUAGAGAAUUAAAAAAAAGCAAUAAUAUAAUUAAUGAAUUAGAAAUGAAUUAUAGAACUACAAAUACUAAUGCUCAAGACGCAAAUGCUACUCUUGGUUAAAGAGAUAUAGAGAUUAAAAAAUUAUAAAGUGCAAAUAAGAGUUUAAUAGUUCAAAUUGAGGAAUAAAUAGAAGAGAACGAUAAGUUAUCAAAUUUAAAAUAAUAGUUGGAAGGUAAAGCAAGUAGCUAACAGUAGCAAAUUACAGAAUUAAAGUCAAAAAUAGAUAAAUUGAAUGAGGAUAUCGAACGCUUGAAAGGAGAACUAGCAAAAUAAAAAUAAGAAUAUGACAAAUAAAAUGACGACUUGAGAAUAUUAUAAUAAUAAAAGGAAUAUGUUGAUUCAGAAUUAAAAGAUUUAAGAAAUUAAUUAUAACAAACCAAGGAAUAAUUAGAAUAAUAACAAAGUAGAGGGGAAAAUAAUGAAAAGCAAAUAUCACAACUCAAAACUCAAAUUAUUAAAUUGGAAUAAGAAUUAAAAACAGUUCAGGGUUCAAAUAAAGAAAACUAAGAGAUAGUAGGAUAGUAAAAACUAAAAUUGUCAGAAAAAGAUGGGUAAAUAGGCUAAUUAGAAAUUAAACUAUAAUAAAUUGAAAAAUCAUUAAAGCUAAAAGAGGAAUAACUUUUAAGUGAUUAAGCUUAAAAUAAAAAAUAUAGAGAACAAAUGGAUGAAAAGAUUAAAUUAAUAAAGCAAGAGAAGGAAUAAACAAAUUUAAAACUAAGUGUCAAAGACCAUAUUCUUUCAAAAUUAUCAAGGCAAGAUGAUAAAUAUCAAUAUAAAGUAGUUGGUGUUAUGGAAAAAAUAAUGUCAUCACCUUAUAAAAUUAAAGAAAUGAACAAAGAUGCGAAUGUUAUGUUUGAUGUGAAGGAAUAUGACAUUUUUGAGAUAACUGCUGAAUAUGAUUAAGCAAAGCAUCUUUUGAAUAAUAAUUAAUAUUUCUUAUUUGAACAGUGUUUAAAAAAGACUGCAAAGGGCAGUGUGACAUUAAAUAGAAGUGUAUAACCAAAUGCCGAGUCCACAUUUUUUAAGGGUUAUUUAAGUGUGGUAACUGAGGCAACCUAAAAUGAAUUCAAAGGGAAAUACUUAUUAAGAAAAGAUCUAUAUUCUUAAAAUCAACCUUUUAUUAAUUUAGAUGAGGCAGCUUAAAUGUCUAAAAACAACUUCUUAUGUUAAUUUUUGAUGGAACAAUUUAAUAAAGUCUUAAGAUCAUAAAAAUUAAAAGAAGGAGACUAUAGAAUCGCCAGACAAUUUGUAUUAAGAGAUAAAGAUAAAGAAGAAUACUAUUAUUGUGAAAUGGUUGAGGAAGGUGAAUUUAAAAAGAUUAAUGGCGGAUGUUUUCUACCUAAAGAUAAAAUUGAGGCAGAUUCCUAUUUUAAUGCCUUCUCUAAAUAUGUAUAUGCAUUUUCAAAGGAAAAUUAUAUUAUAUCUCAUCUUCAAAUUUGUGGAAAAUUUGUAUAUGAUAUGAUAGUUAGCACAACUUAUAAAGGAUUGUUUUCAACCUUAGAUUAAGGAGAAAGUGAAAUUGAAUAGGUUUUAGAAAUAAUUAAUGCCUAAAAAUAAGAUGAAUUUAAACUCCAUUGGAAUCAAAAAAUAGAAGAUUUUGCUAAAGAGGGACUUAAAUGA
This is a messenger RNA of Paramecium tetraurelia, 3048 nucleotides long. RefSeq lists its product as uncharacterized. The record is from RefSeq and is a predicted model, not a curated record. The transcript has 2 exons. NCBI's taxonomy places the organism in Eukaryota, Ciliophora, Oligohymenophorea, Peniculida, Parameciidae. Gene Ontology annotation, molecular function: protein serine/threonine kinase activity; ATP binding. Gene Ontology annotation, biological process: protein phosphorylation.